Messenger RNA from Betta splendens (Siamese fighting fish), 3863 nucleotides. It is a transcript of the gene dhx33, whose product is annotated as DEAH (Asp-Glu-Ala-His) box polypeptide 33. Gene Ontology annotation, molecular function: ATP binding; RNA binding. The coding region runs from base 172 to 2355 and encodes 727 amino acids. Gene Ontology annotation, biological process: positive regulation of transcription by RNA polymerase I. The record is from RefSeq and is a predicted model, not a curated record. Gene Ontology annotation, cellular component: intracellular anatomical structure; nucleolus. The transcript is spliced from 14 exons. Lineage: Eukaryota; Metazoa; Chordata; Actinopteri; Anabantiformes; Osphronemidae.
UCAGGUUCUGCUGCUCCGAGGUGCUCGGAUAAAACAAACACACACAUGCAACCGUCUGAAUGCCGAACGAGCUCUUUGUAAUUUUCCAGUGAAUGAAUCCAACAUGUCAAAACACGCGUGUGAGUGGAGGAUGCGGAGACUGGCCCCGUGUGUACCAGGACCCCCAGCUGGAUGAGGCGGCACACCACUCCCACCCUCCUGUUCCUCACCAGCACCUGGCGCGGGGUCUCAUACUCGAAGAAGAAGUCCGAGAGGGCGCUGGAGAUUUGGCUCUUCAUCCUUUCCCGUUGGACGGCCCGCGAGGAGGAGGAGGAGGAGGAGGAAGAGGAGGGUCGCUGUCUUCAGCCCACUUUCAUAUACACACCUUUCAUGUAUAAACAGAAUAAACCUGGAAUGCUGCUGCCCAGAAAGGGAAAUGCAACCACUCCGAUAGACGUCCAGCGGAAGCAGCUUCCCAUCUACCAGGCGAAACCCCAGCUCCUGAACCAGCUGAGACAGCUUCACAACGCUAUUCUGAUAGGUGAGACCGGCUCUGGGAAGACCACCCAGGUCCCUCAGUAUCUGUAUGAGGCUGGCAUCGGGCGGCAGGGCAUCAUCGCCAUCACCCAGCCCCGCCGAGUAGCUGCCAUCUCGCUGGCAGGGAGGGUGGCAGAGGAGAAGAGGACUCAGCUGGGAAAGCUGGUCGGCUACACGGUGCGCUUCGAGGAUGUCACCUCUCCCGAGACGAAGCUGAAGUUCAUGACCGACGGCAUGCUGCUGCGUGAGGCCAUAGGAGACCCCCUGCUGCUGCGCUACACUGUGGUGGUGCUGGACGAAGCUCACGAGCGCACCGUGCACACGGACGUGCUGUUUGGUGUGGUGAAGACCGCGCAGCGCAGGCGCAGGGAGCUCAAUAAGAUUCCCCUGAAGGUCAUAGUGAUGUCGGCCACUAUGGAUGUGGAUUUGUUCUCUGAGUACUUUAACAAGUCACCAGUACUGUACCUGGAGGGGAGGCAGCAUCCUAUUCAGAUCUACUACACCAAGCAGCCUCAGUCAGACUACCUGCAGGCUGCUCUCGUCUCUGUCUUCCAAAUCCAUCAGGAGGCACCUGCAUCCCAUGAUAUCUUAGUGUUUAUGACAGGCCAGGAGGAAAUCGAGGCUCUGGCCCGGACGUGUCGCGACAUUGCCAAGCAUCUGCCCGACAGCUGCGGUCCCAUGGUGGUUAUCCCUUUGUACGCAUCGCUGCCCCCAGUGCAGCAGCUCAGGGUGUUCCAGCCAGCUCCCAAGGGGAGUAGGAAGGUCAUACUGUCAACUAACAUUGCUGAGACAUCUGUUACUAUCUCUGGGAUAAAAUACGUCAUAGACACAGGGAUGGUGAAGGCCAAACGUUUCAAUCCCGAAAGCGGCUUGGAGGUGCUGGCAGUGCAGCGAGUGUCUAAAGCUCAGGCGUGGCAGCGCGCAGGACGGGCUGGCAGGGAGGAAUCUGGCUCCUGCUAUCGUCUCUACACUGAGCAGGAAUUUGACAACCUCAUUCCUAUGACUGUGCCGGAGAUCCAGAGGUGUAAUUUAGCCAGUGUGAUGCUCCAGCUCAUGGCUCUGGGAAUUCCAGAUGUGAUGAAUUUUGAUUUCAUGUCCAAACCUUCUCCAGAGGCCGUUCGUUCUGCUGUGGAGCACCUAGAGCUGCUGGGAGCGGUUGAGAGGAAAGAGGGGCAGGUUUUUCUCACUGCACUUGGAAAGAAGAUGGCAAGCUUCCCUCUAGAGCCUAGAUACGCCAAGUCCAUCCUGCUGUCCCCAGACUUCUCUUGUUCUGAGGAGGUCUUGAGCAUCGUGUCUCUGCUGUCGGUGGACAGCGUGUUGUACAACCCGCCUGCUCGGCGGGAUGAGGUGCUCGCUGUACGAAAGAAGUUCACCUCCAGCGAAGGAGACCACCUGACUCUCCUCAACAUUUACAGAGCGUUUAAAAAAGUCGGCGGUAACAAGGAGUGGUGUCGGGAGAACUUUGUCAACAGCAGAAAUAUGGGCCUGGUGAAGGAGGUCCAUGCCCAGCUCAGAGACAUCUGCCUUAAGCUGAAUGUGAAGCUGGAGUCGUGCGGGGCAGACACAGGAAACGUCCGCCGCUGUCUUGCCCACGCCAUGUUCGUCAACGCAGCGGAGCUGCAGCUUGACGGCAGCUACGUGGCCCUGGACACCCACCAGCCUGUGGCCAUCCACCCAUCCUCCGUCCUGUUCCAAGCCAAGCCAGCAUACGUGGUGUUUAACGAGCUGCUCCACACGUCGCGCUGCUACAUGAGAGACCUGUGUUUGGUGGACGCUGACUGGCUGCUGGAUGCGGCGCCAGAGUAUUUUGGGCGGAAGCUCCGUCCAACCAAGAGCUAACGCUCAGAGACAAUCCUCUGACUUAGUGACACACACGUGCACCUCCUCACCUCCACCACGUGGAUAGCGUGCAGAAAAGUUCACUACCUCCCAGUUGACGUGCUGACAUGCGCCACAGCAGCGGAAUUUGCGUCACAGCCUCGACUUCCUCCAAACUUCAGAUUUUAUAAUCAGUAUUCCUUGUGUUGUGGUUAGCGAUGUGACCUCAGAUGCAAGGUCCUGGGUUUGAAUGCGCUGGCCGGCCGGGUGCCUUUCUCUUUGGUUCGCGCAUGUUGUCACAGCUCCCUCAUAAUCCAAAGAAAUGCAAUUAGGUUUCAGCUUGUCACUUCUAUAUGGACGAGCUGAUUUUCUUCUGCCUGCAAAGUAUUUAACUUUCCAUUCAGCCAAACGUUUGAUGUUUAGAAAGAGGAUUACUAUUUUUAAGGUUUGCAUGCGUUUAACAGCACAGAUGACCUCACCAGAGCACAGGUCUCACAGUGCCUUGCUCUGGUUGAUUAAUUUUAGUUUCUUAUUUCAAAUGAAGACAGACUUGAUUCAAAAUGUUACUGUCCGUAUGUUCAACUUCACAAAAGAUGGACUGUUUUUGAGUGGGUUAAUGCAGGGAGCUAAUGUUGAAUGGUUAGUUUAUUUUAAUUAAACAGAGCUGUUGCAACUGUCCGACGUGUGCGUGAACAGGGUAAACUCUUCAGGAGCUACAACAAGCACCAUGCAGUUUUGUGUUCACACAAAGUGGUCUUAAGGGUUUACAUAAGUAGACGGAGUUUGUCUUAAUUAUUAAAAAAAAAAAGAAAAAUGCCAAAGUUGUUUUUAAGACAUAAGAUUUUAAUACGUAAGUGACUUGAUCUUUUUUGGUGUAUUUGUAGGAUUUGUCUUGUUCACAGCUGCAUGCCCUUCUCCCCCUGCAUCCAUCAUACCACCCCUUGAGCAUGUCGGGAGAAGUCGCAUGCCUUCCUCUCCAGGUUCUCUUUGCUGUUGUACGUUGCACAGAUCCUUACUCAGCCUCUUCAGAGUAACAACAUGAGUAUGCUGAAAACACAUGUAGGCUAUGCAUGGAGACUAUAUACAGUGAUAUAAUAGCUCAGGUAUAGUCAAUUUCAAAAUGUAGAUCACAGCAUAUCGAGGUUGGCUGCACCUCCUGUCUUUUUUUUACACUGGACUCAGGAAUGAAUGAAAUAUACUGUAACCCGACUAAAAAUGACAUAGACAAUUUCUAUCUUUACAAAAUACUGAACAUGGAUGCGUCUAGGAGGCCACUCUAGAAAGGUGUCCCUAUGUUAUAAAGACUGUUUAAGCUCACUAAAAUCUAUUACAUUUGAAAACAUUUAAGAUAUUGAUAUACCGUCACAGUUUGGAAGGUUAAGUAAAGGCACUUGACCUGUUUUGUUAUGAUCUGACAUCACAUUUGUUAUGAUUUACAAUAAAUGCUAAUGGUGGUUGUGAGCAGGUUUGUACUUUAUUCUAUAGUAUUCUAUUUGUAUUUGUGUCUUUAGAUAAACUGAUUACCAGUG